Octopus sinensis (East Asian common octopus) is the source of this 2863-nucleotide messenger RNA. RefSeq names its product probable serine/threonine-protein kinase DDB_G0282963. The transcript is spliced from 7 exons. Bases 171 to 2003 code for a protein of 610 amino acids. Lineage: Eukaryota; Metazoa; Mollusca; Cephalopoda; Octopoda; Octopodidae. The record is from RefSeq and is a predicted model, not a curated record.
UGCCUGUAUUUUGUGAAUUUCUUUUGUUUCUUGUUUAACUAUACAACAGGACAAGCUAUUGGAUAUGCUUCAUUUAUUAGAUAAUGCUCUAUUAACUGUGUGUGUCCUAAUUAACUGAAAGGCAAAUUAUUCAUAUUUAGUGUUGUAUAGAAAGCAAGAGAGCUGGAAGAAUGACGCUAGAUCUGCAUACUGUGAAAGAAGACUUUGCUGUUAUGGUCCAGAAGGUGCAACCAUGGACAUUAUCACAGUUUGUAAUGUGGUUAGAUUUGAAAGUUGCUGAAUAUAAAGUCCAUGGCUACAUGAUUUUGGAUUAUGAGGACCGGUUAAACAAGCUUUUUCCUGCUGAACUAAAGAAACACCCUUGCAGAAAUGCUUCAACAUCUAAGCAAUCGGAUAUAAAUACAGCAAAAACACAUUUAAGAACUGCUCCAUCAAUGAUUUCUCCUCCGAGUUCUGUCAUCACUUUAGACAGUGACAGUCCUCCAACUACCGUUUCUUCACAAAGUGGAUUUUCUCGAACAUGUAACACAAACUGUGAAUUAGAUUCAGAAGUAACGCAUGUUCAGUUACCCAACCAACAAACCAAUCAUAUUUUUACCCGAAAUUCUCAAAUUAUUGAUCUGGAAAGUCCUGCUAGUCCUCCUAGCAGCUAUAAUUAUUCUAGAAAUGUAUCAAAGCCAUCUCAGUAUUUAGAUCAUGAAAGUCAACCUAAACUAGUUAACAACAAUCAGAAAAUUGGUUUGGUACAUUCACGUAACAUCACAUCAAAUCAAUCCCAAACAAACAAUAAUGAAAAUAAUUUUUCAGCGAGUGAUCAUCAUCAUCAUCAUCAUCAUCAAAAAACACUAUUACAAGGAUGUGUUGGCAGUGAAGCUGGCGGGCGAGGUAUCAUAAAUAUAUCUUCACCGAACGUUGAUGGUCGACAUGAAAACCAAGCUAACACCAAUACUUGUCUCACGAGGGAUGAAUCACAAAUGGAAUUAUUAAUGGAUGUUGUCAUUGAUGAAGACUAUUCCACUGACAACUGGAACAGCAAUUCUUCCGCUACGGUUCAGGAUAACACUUCACAUAACUUUCAAAGCAAUAAAGAUAAACAUUUACCUCUUUUGUCAGUACCUGCUAAAAGAGGUAACUUUUCAAAUUCUAACCAGGUUAAUAAUAUUAGUAAUAAUAAUAAUAAUAAUAAUAACAAUAACAACAAUAACAAUAAUAAUAAUAGUAAUAACAGUGAUAUAAUUAAAUUGGAUUUGGAAAAUAUAGAAUCUGCUAAUAAUGUGCCUGUUACGGAUAUUAAAAUUGAAGAUGUGAAGCAUUGUCUUGAUGAAGAAAAGUUCUCCCUAUUAACUGACAGUGUCAACAACCCUAACGAUGUGAUACACGCAACCGAAUAUUCUGAUUCUGACAUGGAAGGUGAAAACAGCCAUAGUUCACAACACGACACUGUAAAUGCUGAACGUCUAUGGAGUGCUGAAGAAUUGAAAGAAUUUUCAAAUGCUGUAAUAUCUCGGCGCAGAUAUAUUGGUAACCGCUUCAAACCAAACAUUUCCUUACCUGUAUUCAGUGGCUAUUUACAGAACAUGCUAGAAACUGGAAAAGCUCAGUUUGUGUGGUCAAAGUUAGUAGAACAAUGUGCAUAUCAUAUUUUAGCGCAAAAAGACAUUCGUGAAAAACACGACUAUCGGGAAUUUUGCCAUGCUUUAUAUCAACAAUAUCCCAGUAUUGGAUUAGAAGGUCCCCAACCAUGGUCUCAUUUCUCCAAAACAUUAUCUCAGAAAAUUCGACACAUUCGAUGGCAGUUGAAAAAACGUUCAACAUUAGGAGAUGUACAGAAAAUCACAGUUUCUGGGAUGAAUGACCCUGUGCGGUCAUCAAGUCCCACAAUUCCUGGAUUAAAUAUUCCAACAAACACAUUGAUUGGAACCAACAACACAGUAGUCAACACAGCCACUACGUUAGCUGAGAGUUCUGACAUUCCGGUAUCAUCUCUGCAAGUGGUGGACUAAUUGGAUUUUUUCAUCAGAUUGCAAUCACCUGAACUGAAAAAGUAAGAUGGAUCUUUUGUCUGGUUAAAUUAACCUUUUAAACGAUUCAAAAUAUUUAAGCAUUCCUUCAUGACUACAAGCCAGGGACAGGAAAUUUUUUUUAUUAUUUUUGUUCUUUUUUUUUGUUUUUACAAUUUAAUAAUUUAAAUUGUUGAAACAAAUAUUUUAAAAACAGAAAUAUAAUAAAAAUAAAACACAAAAAUACAAAACAAAACAAACUGAAAUUGAAAUUUUGAAUUUGGAAAAAAGAAACAAUCAAAUUAAAAUUUGAAUCAGAAUCAAUAAAAGUAAGCUUUUAUCGGAUUUUAAUUUUAAGUUCAAAUUUCAGUUUCAUAUGUUUGUCGUUUCAAUUUUGAUUUAUAAAAACUUCUGUUUUUAUAGAAUUAAAAUUCCAAACACAGAUGUUUAAGAACACUGAAAACAAAAAGUUGAAUUUCAAUCUGUAUUUCUGCAGUGUAUUAAAGAUUGAUUACCUGUAAAAGAUUUUUAAUUAUACUGAAAAAUGUUACAAAGACAAUGUCACUUUUUUUUUUUUUUUUUACAAUGGAAAUAGCCAAAUCAGAUUUAAUAUAUUUUAAUAUUUUGGCAAACAUCCUUUCCAGUGCAGUUAGAUAAUUAAAGAUAAUCUUUGACUUGAAAUUAACUGCAAUAGAAUUUUCUUAAGCAAAAAAAUAAAAAUAAAAAAAAAAUUAUAAAAUGCCAUGAAGCAAAAAAUGGACAUUCAACCAAUAAUGUUGAUCUGACGCUUUUGAAACAAUUUUUUUGUAUUAUAAACGAAACAAAUAUUCCAGAUAAAGUAAAUUAUACUUCACUUAAAUUGA